UUUCCCACCACAAUUUCUGGGCCACCAGGUCAACUGUCCGGUCUUCCACUUCCGCAAUUUCUUCGCAGGAGCAUAAUAGUCUCGUUCCUACACAGAACCUUCCUUUCUCUUUUUAUCUUUCUGACUUUUUGACGCGGGACGUUUCCCUCUCUUUUUGUACAUAAGAAUGUGAGGGGUGUAACGCGCAAACUGAAAACUCCCAUCAUCUGCUACUCCGUCGUCGUCGCUGUGGAUACUAACUUCAUGUCAGUUUCAGAAGCGAUCGCCACAGAUUUUUGCUGGUUUUUCCCGAGGAUGGUGUUCGCGAUGCGUUCCUGGUCGGCCAACAGCGAUUCAGACACCGAGAGUGGAGGCAGGAAAUUGAUGCUGGAGCUCAAAUUGAGGGCGAAGUCUCGUCCCAGUGACAAGAUCAUAAGGAAAGCCAUGCGAGUACUAUCACAAUCGCAUUCAGGUGUGGAUACUAUUCGCUUUGACGGAAAAGAAUGGACAUUCACGCUCGUUGGCCAUAUUAAUCCAGUUGAGGUGGUGUUUGAGCUGCGGAAGAUUUGCGUCAUAGAAAUCAUGAGCGUGGCGAUCCUGUCUGCACGAAAUGAUAGCUUCCCUAUGACAGAGAGAAUCACUGAGCUAAUACUCAUUGGGGACACUGACCCGGAAAGGAAUAGAUCUGUGGAGAUUCUGACACCUGAAGAGCAACAAGAACAGUCGGAGAAGCGGCAAGAAGGCCAACCCCUACCGGGACAAGCUGAUUCUUACAUAUCUCAAGUAGAAGCAUCGCCAUUUUCUCAUCCUCAUCAUCCUCCAUCUCUCCCUAUUGUUUCCGAGUCUCAACCUUCAUCCUCGGUCUCCGGUCCAUCUCAAGGAACAUCAGAUCAGAUGCAAGCCCCUCCUGAUCACGCCCCUGAACUUUCGUUCCCUUUUGCUUCAUCCUCUUCGUGCAUUUUUCAUAGCGAGAGUCUUGUGGACGUCCCGGCACAUUCAAGCAAUUCUGGGGGAGCUUGCCGUCCCAAGGACAUGAAACUUAUGGAGGAGGAGGGACUGGGAGGGCAUGAUAAGCUUUAUGAAUCUGCCAUCCGCCACCUCCAUUCAGGCAUCAACAUCAUUGGUGAGCUCAAGAGGCAUUACGACCUUCGUGCUGGAGAACAAGCCAGCCGCGUCAAGGAGGCGGACGACACUGCCAUCAUGCUGCGUAAGCAUGUGGAGGAACUUGAGGCCAAGUUGUCGAUGGCCAACAUGUCGGAGCGUCGUCUGAUGGAUAUGCUCCGUGUGAGUGAGGAUAGGCAUGUUGGGACAAAGAGGGAAUUGGCUCUUAUGCGAGAGAAAAUGGACGAGGGAAAUCGCCGGAUUGAGUACUUAGAAGCUGCGGUUUCCAGAUACCAGGACAGGAUUGUUGUGGCCGAAAUAGAGAAGGAGAAAGCAGAAGAGAGGGCGUGUAGGGCUAGCAUGAGUACACCUCGUCCGAGCCCUGCGGCUCCAAGGAGUGCCUCCCUGAGUUUUGAUCCUUUUCCCCAGUCCUUGUCCGACAAACCAGGAGGUGGGCAAGGAAAGCGCUCCUUAUCUUGAGCUCUCUCACUCAUUUAGAUAACCUUGAAUAAUAAGAAGAUUAGGAAUGUUUUUCUAAAUAUUCAUCCGGUAGAUUUGGGUGCUUAGUUAGGAAAUUGAAUUCAAUUAGGCGGAAAUUCGUACUAAUGGGAUCGUUGUCGUGCCAAAUGUUAGAGUGAAACAAUGGUGAAGCUAGUUCUUUUUUUUUUUUUUUUUUUUUUUUUUUUUUUUCUGUUUGUGCAAUGUGACAGUAUAGUUGGAACUAUUCUAACACGUGAGGAAGUUGUACAUACUUUUAACGGUUCUCUUUUGAAGUUUCGCCCCCUA
Messenger RNA from Eucalyptus grandis, 1866 nucleotides. Its product is annotated as translation initiation factor IF-2. The record is from RefSeq and is a predicted model, not a curated record. Bases 244 to 1560 code for a protein of 438 amino acids. NCBI's taxonomy places the organism in Eukaryota, Viridiplantae, Streptophyta, Magnoliopsida, Myrtales, Myrtaceae. The transcript is spliced from 5 exons.